Messenger RNA from Panonychus citri (citrus red mite), 6079 nucleotides. Its product is annotated as Ig-like and fibronectin type-III domain-containing protein 1. Gene Ontology annotation, cellular component: axon; plasma membrane. The record is from RefSeq and is a predicted model, not a curated record. The coding region runs from base 698 to 5422 and encodes 1574 amino acids. Gene Ontology annotation, molecular function: protein binding. The transcript is spliced from 6 exons. Gene Ontology annotation, biological process: cell-cell adhesion; axon guidance. NCBI's taxonomy places the organism in Eukaryota, Metazoa, Arthropoda, Arachnida, Trombidiformes, Tetranychidae.
GAUUCUGAAUUCACUCACUUUUCAGGCUUUCACAUGAAAAGGAAAAGUGAGAUUUUCUAUUAAGAUAAUAGUUAAUAUAUUUAAUCAUCAUAAUUAAUAAUCAACAAUUUGGACACUUUUUUUCUGCUCAACAAUUUAAAUCAACAUCACCAACGAUGGAGAUACAAUGUCAACUAUGAAUGCAAAAUUUUUCGUUGUGAAGUGAAUGUUUAUUAACGAAAAUAAUUUUUUCUUCUCGUUUUUUUAUUCUCGAAAUUAAGUUUUCCAAUUCUUAGGAAAUUACCUUUUCCUUGAUUUUUUUGCCUCCAUCUCUCUCAGGUUCUUCUUCGUAAUUAAAUUAAAUUGCGUGCAAGAUUCACGAUUGUGACAAUUAGUGAGAGAAAGAAUCAAGAGAUUGCAACAAAGUGGGGAGGGCAAAGAAAGAGAGAAAGAAAGAAACACAAGACGAAAAGUUCUAACGAAUCUGAAAAAAGUUUCUCUUGAUCGUUACGACGAAAAAAUUCUCACUUUUUCCCCUUCGAAUUUUCAACUUCGUUGUAAAAGAAAACAAAACUCCAACGAAAAGUUAUACAAAUAUAAGUUUGUUUUCUUUCACUUAAUCAUCGUAGCAACAGAAAAGAAAAGUUAAUCAUCUUUAAUUGUGUUAAAUUGAAAUCAAAUUGAAUCAAUCUUGUUAAUCCAAUCAAUCAUCAUCAAUAUGGUUCAACCUUCAAGUGAUAACCAUUGUUGUUAUGCCCGGAGAGAUAUAAGAUUAUCAUCAUCAAAAAAAUCAGCAACACAAUCAAUUAAAUCACCAUUACCAUGUUCCUUGACCCUUAAUUGUAAUAAUAAUAAUCAACACAAGUCUUCACGGAAGUUGAUUAAAAACAAGACGCUGGCGAUGAAUGAUUUAUUAUCAUCAAAUGAUACAAAGUCUUUCAAUGGCAAAUCAUCAUCACCAUCAUCACAAUUAUUAUCAUCAUCAAUUAAAUCACCAUUCACUUCAUUGAAUAAUAUUUAUUAUUGUUAUUAUUUUGUUUAUUACCUAUUAUUUACCUUAAUUGUGACUAUUACAUUGUUACCUUCACAAUUACCAGCAUUUGCAGUAGCCCAACAGGUUGACCCAUCAAUAGCCACCCCAACACCUCCACUUCCUCCUCCAACAUUGACCUCUUCCUCCUCCUCCUCGGUCACCUCACCUCUGACCCCUUCAGUUAAUUUAACCUCCCAAGAGCCGGUAAUUGUUUCACCAGGAGAUGAGGCUUACAUUGAAUGUUUAGUCAACAAUUUAGGUGCUCACACUGUCCUUUGGAAAUCAAUUAAUCCAGUUAAGGAAAGUGACAAUGGUAUCUUAUUGACCGCGGGUAAGGUCAGGGUCACUUCAGAUCAAAGGUUUUCAGUUAUCCAUCGUCCAAAUGGUAAUUUAUGGAUUCUUAAAAUUGAGAAAGUUUAUCCAAGUGAUUCAGGAAUUUACGUUUGCGAAGUUAAUUCUGAACCUCGAGUUAGAAUUGCAAGAUUAUUGAACAUUUCACCGUUCGAUAGUUCGGCAAGUACAGCUUCGUCUUCGGCCAAUGUGACCUCAUCUUCGACAGGAACAGCAACCGCAAGUUUCGCUGAGGUAGAUCACAAUUAUACCGAUUGUUGUAUUGAAGAAGGUGUUCCGUCAAUGUGUCACGGUUUCUGUCAAUUUCGAGGGUUAAUUUCGAGUCGCGAUCCACCUCAGGUCAUCCAUCGGUGUAUCUCCUUCCUUCCGUCAAUAGCCAAGUGUUUAGCCGAUGGACGUAACCAUAUGCCCUGUUGUAAGCGACAAUCAAUUCCGUCCGUUUGUCAGCCCGUUUGUAUUGGUAAUUUUACACUGACCACAGUAACUGACCAUUUCGUUUGUAUGGACUAUGCUGCACCCCUUUUGGCCUGUAUCGCUGAAGGUGUUCAAACACUUCCCCCACAACCUAAAGAAAUAUCAGCUGAACCCGUUUCUCCAACAGAGAUACUGAUUAAAUGGUCAAAAGCACCAACGAAACAACAACAAUCACUCAUCGAUUGGUAUCAAAUCAAUAUAACUCAACUUAAUUCAUUUGAUGAAUUUGGUGUCACCGAAUCGGCAUCGAUAUCGGAUAGUUCAUCUUCCGGUGAUGGUGACUCGUCAUCACCUCCACCACCACCUCUUUAUGGCCUAAGAAUAACAACCAGAAUCAAUGGUACUCUCGAUGAAUUUAAAGCAACCAAUUUAAAACCAUUCACGAUGUAUGAAGUUACCAUGUUAGCGAUAAACAAAUUUGGUACUAGUCUACCUUCAUCAACCGUUCGUACCUUAACCCUCAGUCCACCUAAAAGUAAGGAUAAAGAGCCUAAUUCUGUGAAACCUGUUCGACCAGCACCCGAAUUACCAGAUAUUAAAAAGUGUUGCGUUGAUAAUGGCCUAGUUUUAGAUCGUUGUGUCGAUAUACUUUGUGAUCCCGUUCGAGCCGAUGAGGCAACUAUAACCGAUAUAAUGAUCUGUGCCCCUUGGGCCAACAUUACCUUUAAAUGUAUGGCUUCGGGAAUCGAUCACACUGAUUGUUGUCGAGAACGCGGAGUCUCAUCUACUUGUCUUCCCUUUUGUGAAGGUACAGUUAAACGGCUCGAUUUUAGGCACUUCGUUUGUCUCGAUCAUAUGUCCUCUUAUACCAAUUGUAUUCUCGAUUUCCAUGGCGUUCUCUCAAGUCCACCAAGUGAUUUUACCGUUGCUUCGGUUCACCAUGAUUGGGCUGUUCUUAAAUGGUCACCACCUAAACGUUUAGGUGAGACAAUUUUAAGGUACAAUGUUCACUGGCGGGAAUCAUCGAAAGACGAAGUGACCAAUUAUAAUGUUUCGUUAGCUAAAUCGUCACCUUACCUAUUGGACGGACUUAAACCUGGAUCAAGGUAUGAAGUUUACGUCGCAGCGGAAAAUAAAUAUGGUGCUAGUCGAGGGUCAAGUCGUGUCAUCUUUUUAACUCCACCCGUUGAGGAACCAGAACCCGAAGAGGAAGCACCAAAGGCUUACAAUGAGACCGCUUGUUGUGCCAGAGCGGGAAUGAAAAAUUCAUGUUUACCCCUUUGUAAUUAUCAAAUGAAGGUCUCAGAUGUACUCGCAUUGGCACCAACCUGUACCGAGUCAAUUUCAACCCUUGUUAGAUGCGGUGCUGGUGGACGGAAUCAUAUACCUUGUUGCCGACGACGUGGAGUGGCCAUGGGCUGUUUAAAUCUAUGUGCAGGUUUAGUUGAUGCUCCACCCUUGUUAUUGGCCUCAAGAUGCGCUGAAGAUUUGGGCUCGAUCAUCCAAUGUAUGGAAGAAGGUUCAGAAAUUAUUCCUCCCAUGCCGAUAGAUUUUCACACCGUUUGGGUCAAUAGAUCAUCAGCCCAUGUAGCCUGGGACAUGGUACCCGAACAUAAAAUGGAUCAUCUUAAAUAUCAAGUUCGUUAUGGUAAAACUGACAUGGCUGCUCCUUUACACCCGUUGGAACACAGUUCGUCAAUUAAUGUAACCGGUACCAUGGAAGCGGUAAUAAAUGGACUGGAACCCGAUUCAGUUUACUCGCUUUACGUUGUGGCCAUGAACGAUUUCGGUAUCUCUCUUCCCUCGCUCGUUUUACUUAUCAACACAACCGAUGAAACUCACCCAGGAGCAUCGGGUUUACCCAAAUCGGCCACAGUAGGUCCACCUCAUGAUAUCGAAAUCCUACUUCAAACGGUCGACUCUUUGACCUUUAAAUGGUUACCACCGCUUUACAUUCAACCCGAUCGAACGGUUUCUUAUAUUGUCUAUUAUCGAGCAGUUAAUGGUACCGAAGCUGAACUACUACCAAAAGCGACCGAAAAAUGGAUUCGAGUUGAAACUAAUUACAAUUCAAUGAUAAUCACCAAUUUAACCUACAAUACACAAUACGCGAUUGGAAUACAAUCAAAAACCGAUCGUAAUGAGACCUCAGCUUUAGGUGAAAUCGUUCUCGUUUGGACUGAUCCAGCUAUUCCUGCCUCUGUUAAUCUCCCGUUGAUCAUUCCCGCUGGACCAAUAGUCGAAGGUACCAAUAUAACAAUCCUUUGUGUCGCAAUGGGGACACCAAUGCCGAUCCUUUCACUUUACGUUAAUGGACAAUUAAAACGCCGAGAGGAGAGGCGACACAUCUCAUACCAAUUAGCAAACGUUGAUCGCAAUCUAUCAUCGAUCGGCUGUUAUGCCACCAAUGGAUUCGGUAAAGACGCUCAAUCGGCUCAAUCAACAAUGCAAGUUCUUGUCAAAUUUAAACCCAAAGCAAUGGCAACGCCGCCAACAUCCUCGGCUUACCAAUCGGGUGCCGCUAAACUACAAUGCGAGGUGAUGGGUAACCCACAGCCGAGAGUUUAUUGGUACAGGGAGUCAAAGAAUCACGUUCAGAUCAUUCAGGAUUCCAAUACGGUGUUCAUCCAGACACCACACAUCAUGCAACCAUUUACCUGGAUUUCAACCUUGUUGAUUAAACGUUCAUCUAAAGCUCAUGCUGGUAACUAUUUAUGUUCAGCUGAAAAUGAUUAUGGUCAAAGUCAGGCAACAAUUUCAUUAACAAUUAAUGAGAAUAAACCAAAUGCAACCAGUGCGUUAGCCUGUUGCAAGGAACAAGGAGUUUCCAAAGAGUGUCUUUCAGCCUGUACCUUUGAUGUCGAUAUUGAAUCAGCCAAGAAAAUACCUCAAUGUAUCUUUGAUUUAGAUAAAUUAAUGUCUUGUGCAGCAGAUGGAUCUGAUCAUCGACAAUGUUGUAAACGUAAAAAUGUCCCAAUGGCCUGUCUCCGUUGGUGCGCUGGUCUCCGUGUUCCAGCUCCAUGGCCUUGUCUAAUAUCAUCAUCAACAGAUAUUGUCUCUUGCUUUGAAGAGGGUAAAGUCCUUUUACCUGGUCCACCUCGAGAUGUUCGAGUACAAAAAACUUUGGACACAAAUAAAGUUCUCGUCAAAUGGGAUCUACCAGAAAAGAAUCCGGAAUUGGUACAAUAUUAUCGAGUCAUUUGGAGACCAAUAGGUUCACGUGAUCUUAAUCGUAAUCAAACAAAUCAACCAUUCUUUGAAUUGGAAGGAUUAGAUUCUGAAAAGAUGUAUGAAUUUGUCGUUAAAGCGGGUAAUCAUCAUGGUCUAUCGGUUUUCACUGAUCCAGUGGUCAUCUCAAUGAGAGAAUCAGCUGAAGCAUCAAUUGGUAAUCGAUUGUUGAAAAUUUUCUUCUCUUUCGCUUUGUUUGCCGUAUUCAUGGUUCUUCUGGUUGGUGGUAUUCUUUAUGGUUACAAGAAUCAUUAUCUAAAACGUAAACCCGCCGGUAGUGGAGUUUCCUUUGAGAAUCCAUCCUACAUGAAAGAUGGUGGAACUGUUCAAAUCCAUGAUAAUAGUAUCAACUCCAAUGGAAAUGGAAACUUGGUUGAUUCUAAUCGAAACAAAAGUCAAAUCGAGACCUCAAGUUAAAUCGACCAACAAGAUUUGUAAUAAUAAAACCAGAGAAACAUCAAUUUGAUUCCUUCACUUUGGAAACCAUCCUCAAUAUGGAUCACCCUUUAAAUAUCUUUUCUUUCCUUCUCAUCCUCUCGAAUCCUCAUUAUAUCAUUUUCCAAAGGUGAAAUUUGUUACAAUUUAACAUUCGAUUGAUAAAAGAAGAAAAAUACAUCCAGAUUAAAGAGGAAAGAGAAAAACAAAAUCACAAUGAUAAAGAAAAAGGAAAACAACGUUAAUUAGGAAAAGGAUUUGUUACAUUGGAUCGAUUAAUUGUACUGGACAAUUAAGUAAUUCUGAAUGAGAAAGAAACAAUUGCAUGAAAUUAAAGAGAGUAUCAGAAUUACAGAAGACACAAUUUACCUACAAAUUUGAAAUGAAAUAUUUUCCAAUUAAGGAAAAUAGUAAAGGUUUUGAUGUUUACAAUUAAAACCUUUCAAUUUGUAGGUAAAUUUAUAUAUAUAAAUAUUUACAAUAAGAUACUAUAAGUAAGCAUAAUAAUAUUGAGAUGAAAAAAAAUUACACAAAAAUGAGACGAUAAUCAAUAAUUAAUAACACUUUUGCGACUGUGAUUGACUGUUUACAGUUUUCCUAACAUGUUGAUUGUAAAUAAAAAAUUUAUUUCCACCAAAA